AUGUCGGUGCCCGGGCUGGACGAGGAACUGCAGGCGGCGGGUCUCGAGCGUUGCGUGAAGGCCGCCGCCGAGUGGUGCGAGCAGAUGGGCCCUCGGGACCUGGAGGAGAUAUGUGAGCCAGACAUUUUUCCGGAGUUUGCCGACGCUCUGUCGCUGAAGCCUUUGGAGAGGCGGCGCCUACUGAAGGGGAUCCAGAAGGCCUCGGGUUCCGGCGGCUACCCGGGAGCAGAGCCCGCGGCAGCGGCAGCGAAGAUGCCGGGGAGCCUGGGCCCUGGCCCUGCGAUCUUUGUGAAGAACACCUUUCUGGAGAUGGAUAACAGCGAAGCCAGUGCAGGCCUGCCGCGGUCGAGCACCACACCCGCGCCUGCUUCAGCGUACGAUGACGGAGAAGAGGGUGCCGAAGAGGAUCCAGAGGAAGAUCCCGAGGAGUCAGAACAAGCAGAAGCGCUCAGCAAUCCCAUUUACAAGACCAUGACCUUCGAUGCUUGGGAAUCAGGAAAUGCUUGGGACUGGAUGUACAAACAGGGAAUGGAAUCCCAGGAAGCCGAACAGGCUCCGACAGAUCCUAAAGUCGUCGAGAGCAUUCCAGAGGAGACCCCCGUCAUGUCCGGCGCCGUUGGAAUGAUGUUCGUCCCCCAAGAGGUGAUGCCAAGCUAUGCAAUGGCUGUACCUCCUCCAGAGAUGUGCAUGCCCGGCUGCUUCGCCAUUCCCAUGGACCCUUUCUCGCGAUUUCCAGGGACCAUGGACAGCAUGCCCCCGGCCUUGGAUGGUUCCGUCUCCUCCAUUGCUGUCACAACGACUGCCGACAACAACAGAGCACAGGUGUUACAGCGGGCCUUCAGCGUGAGCAGCAACGUCUAUCGCAUCCGCUGGACCGUGGAUGCCCGGAAGCUUCGGAGCACCGACAAGGAGGCCGUCUCGCCACCCUUCGACCUCACCUUCGCCGGCGGACAGCCGGUUCCCUUCAAGAUGAUCUUGCGCCCCCGCGUGGUGGCGCAAGAGCGAGGUGGGGCUUCCUUCCGGAGGUCCCGUGGCCGAGGGAACAUUCAGCUGCGGUGCAUGGCAGAGUCCGACGCCGCGGCGAAGCCCGUAGUGACCUUCCGGCUUUUGGUGGGCAGCGAGAAGGCGGCCAAGCAGUUGAAGCCACGUGGCCCAGUCUCUCACGACUUCUCCGAAAAGAACAUCUGCGGACUACCGCCCGGACAAGACGACUGGGACUUCGGAAAAGCCGUGGACGACCAGACGCAGACCUUCGUAGUAUGCCUUGAGAUUCUUUCCGGAUAUGUACGUCGUGUACUGAGCCGAAAUUUGGCUCAAGCGGUGCCCUUCUACGUCGGCAUCAUGCUUGGAAGCGAGUCCGUCGGCGCUGUGCGCAUUCUGCGGCUCAUGCGCGUGCUGCGCUUGCUGAAGCUGGCUAAACAUCAUCCUGGAAUCACGCUUUGCGUCGAGGCGACAGUCGAAAGCGGCGUGCCUCUGGCCGUCCUGAUGUUCUUUAACAUCAUCUUCGGGGUGAUCUUUGCCUCCGUGAUCUUUUACUUCGAAGGCUCCGAGUUCUCCGUGGACGACCAGUUCCUGCAAAAUGGCUUUCCGCAAGGCGUCUUCGUUCGAAUGGACACCUACGGUAAUCGCCUCCUGACGCCGUUCCGGUCUAUUCCCAUCUCUUUGUGGUGGGUUUUCACAACCACGACCACAGUGGGAUAUGGCGACAUGGCGCCAACAUCCCAUGUGGGCAGAGCCAUAGGUGUCUUGUGCUUCUACACAGGAAUCAUCUUCCUUGCCUUGCCCAUAGGCGUUCUUAGCUCGAACUUCGAGGCCGCCUACGCGAGGCACCUGGAACGGAAGCGAAAGAAUGCGCCCAAGUUGCUAGAGGUGGCGGAACAGCACCUUCUGCCCAUUGCGCCGCUAGCUGUCAAGAAGAGCAUGUUCUAUCAGCUCUCCGGCACAGACAGAGAGGGACUGCGGAGGACCGUUUUCAAGGUCCUCAACGACCCAUCGUCAAGCGAAGUGGCAAGGUGGGCCUCCUAUUUCAUCACCGCGGUGAUUUUAGUGACGACGGUCAGCAUGCUCUUGGAGUCUAUGCCGGAACUCAGUCACGUACCUGACGCAUGCGACAGCCUCGUGACUGUCGAAAACUGCCGGCCGCAGCCGUCGCAAGCGUUUUUCCAGAUAGAGUUGGUUUGCAUUAUUAUCUUCACCGUGGACUACGUCCUUCGCAUCUGCACUGCUCAUGCGAUGACAGCACGUGAGCUUGGCGUUCAGUACGUCGGGGAGAAGGAGGUGCCUGCGUGGAAAGCCACGUGGCGUUAUGUGAUUCAGUGGCUGAACCUCGUGGAUCUGUUUGCGAUAGUGCCAUUCUAUCUGGAGCUUGCUGGGCUGCAGCUGGGCAGCUCUGCCGUGAUACGUGUCAUUCGCCUCAUCCGCAUCUUCCGGCUUCUGAAAUCCCCAAAGAUGCGAAAUUGCGUGGACAUGAUUGUUGACAUCGUCAAGGAUUCGCUGCCAGGCAUCGUGUCCGUCUUUUCCCUGACGAUCUUGGUCUGCGUGCUCUUCGCGCAGGGGAGCCCAGUGCGGUAA
Messenger RNA from Symbiodinium sp. CCMP2592, 2571 nucleotides. The record is from the annotation of a GenBank genome assembly. NCBI's taxonomy places the organism in Eukaryota, Dinophyceae, Suessiales, Symbiodiniaceae.